Messenger RNA from Anthostomella pinea, 2238 nucleotides. Lineage: Eukaryota; Fungi; Ascomycota; Sordariomycetes; Xylariales; Xylariaceae. The record is from the annotation of a GenBank genome assembly.
AUGGCCUCGGUCGCGUCUGCUUCGCCUACAUCAAGGCCCAGCUUUCACCGCUCAGAAUCAGCCGAUGACUCGGACUCCUGGCAGUAUGUAGAGUCAAAUCCGUCAUCUGUUGGCUUCGUUCCCAGCCCAGCCAGCUCAAGUAUGAACAGCUGGGGGAUCGUGGGCUACGCAAACCAGCUCCGCGGCUCUCCCACUGCCAUGUCGCCGCUACACCUGGACCACGACCAGCACCAUGGACUACCUCCUCCACCGACUUCGUACCCGGACCAUACCAGCACCCCCAUGAUGCCGAGCACUGGUGUUGACGGCCAACUGAUGUCCCCCUUCCACGAGCAACGCCUCAUGAGCAGCCAGGAAAUGAUGUUCGGGGACCCGCUCAACCAUGCUGUUGAUAUGUCGUCCUAUUACUCUUCGUUCCCGGGCGACAUGGCGGACAUGAGCGGAUUAGAACCCCUUCACCUGGGAGACCUAGGCAUUCCGCAGCAGUACCGCAACGAUGGCGAUGUUCCUCCGUGGGCGCCUCACGCGGAAAACGAUGACAUGACGCCCAUCAUGAUGAACGACGUGAAUGGCCACAUGUCCCAGUCGCCCACACAGCUAUCGCCGACACAGAGCUCCCACUACUCGAGCCCUACAUCGCCUCAUGUCAAGCUGGAGCCGAGCAAGAGUGGCAGCCCCAUCAGGAAGGUCAGGGGUAGCGUUAAGGUCGAGAAGCGGAAAUCGGAGUCGCCAAGCAAGUUUGUGAUUAUGACGCCAAACCUCAUUAACCAGCAGUCGGGCAAGCCCAACCCCUUCGAGUGCUUCGAGGCCCUGCGGACAACACAGCGAGGGAGAAAGGGGCCGCUGGCAAAUGAAAUCAAAGAGAGUGCCUUGCAGGUCAGGAGGUUGGGAGCCUGUUUCUGUUGCCAUAGUCGCAAGGUCAAAUGCGACAAGGAGCGACCAUGCAAGAACUGCAAGAAGCUCACCGCACAGAUCCCACAAAUCAUGUGUUGGCAGUUCGGAGACUUCCUGCCGGCGUUGUUUCCCGACUUCAUCCGCGGUCACUUCAAGAAGGACCAGGUCGCCAGCUUCAUCGGCGAGAACGUCGAGAGCUUCGGCGUCGACGGCGUGGAGCAGGGCUUCCCGAUCGAGCUGUUCUCGGGCAUGCGGUUCAACUCAACGCUCACCAUCCCGGCGAGCUUCUUCACGCCCAAGACGGCCGAGAUCCUGCAGCACUGGCACAUGAACACGGGCGUCAACCAGAUGGACCUGCAGUCGAGAGGUGCCGCGCCCAUAGGCAUCGAUCCCAACAACUCGGGCCAGCGGGACGAGCUGAAGAGGAGGGCGCGGGAGUAUAUCCAGAACCUCACACACGAACCGCUUUACGCCGAGCAGGUCACCGACUCCGUCAGGUCAACACAAUUGCCGCGCAAGGUCCUGACGAUAGUGCAGAAUUACGCACAGCGUACCGAUUCGAUGAUGGUGAAGCGGGCACUAUCCAUCUACGUGAUGCACUACGUGCUCACGCGUCAGCUCUGCCUCACCCACAAUACCAUCAUCAGCCUGCAGCACACCAACAUGGUACCUCAGAACAACCCGUGGGUUACGACGCGCGUGCUCAACCGCCAGGUCAAGUCGAUGCUCGACGAGAUGCUGCUCAAGGAAAUGCAGGCGCUCUUCGACACCUUCUCCAAGUCGCUCAAGCCCAAGUCGAAGCGCGAGUGGGCGCCAUGCCUGGCCGCGUUCCUGGUCCUGUGCCUCUUCAUGGAGGCCGUCGAGACCGCCGCCGACACCUUUGUCGUGUCGCAGAACGAGAUCGCCAUCCGCAACCACUCGGCGCCCGAGUAUAGCCGCGACUUCGCGCUGGGCCUGUGCCGUGAGAUCGACAACAUGCCCUUCAAGCAGUUCGCGUACCAGUUCCACCAGAUCUACCAGACGCACUCGCGCGACGCCGCCACGCGCCCCUUCAACCCCCUACUGGACGACAGCUUUGCGCUGCAGGGCGAGCUGGAUGCGCCGGCCAUGGAGAUGGUGCACGGGCUGAAGCAGCUGAUGGAUGGCGACGGCUGUGAGUUAUCCUCGCCGCAGGUGACGCAGGCGCGGCACGAGCUGGAAUUCCUUGUCGCAGACCCGAUUCUGACGGCUCAGGAGACGCACCCGUACCCGCGGGAUGUGACUAUGGAUUACACCGGCCGUCUGCUGGCUCGGUUCCUACUCUCUUUUACCGAUGAGAGAUACCUCUUUGACGGGCAGUAUUAG